This is a messenger RNA of Prorocentrum cordatum, 2088 nucleotides long. NCBI's taxonomy places the organism in Eukaryota, Dinophyceae, Prorocentrales, Prorocentraceae. The record is from the annotation of a GenBank genome assembly.
AUGGAUGACAUCCUUGUCUACGUCAGUGCGCAUGAGAUCCCGCUUUUCAGGAGCUCCGCGAAGUGCAUCAAGCAGAUGGUGGGCGAGGAGCAUCGACGGAGGACCGCGGACUUGCAAGAGUCAGAUGAGCACGCGAGAGAUCGGAAGAUGCAGCACGGCCCGCUGGCCAAAGGUGGAGCUGGGUGCUCCAAAGAAGGGGAAGACAAGAACAAGACUCUGGUCGUGUUUGGCUGGCGGAAAUGGUGGGGGACCAACACGAACAGGCUCCAGUCAGUGCUGCGAGGCCUCGUCCUCAAAGACGUUUUCUCCAAAGUCGUCUUCUUGAACCAGGUCGAGGGGGACAACUUCUCCGACAUCAUGAGGAAUCUGGAGGUCGUGAAGUUCAACACAACCAGCGGCAAGGACGGCGCGAAGGUCAAGGUCGAGCUGAGGAGGUGCACCAUGAUCGAGCGCGGCAAGAACGGCGAGAAGAAGAAGGUGGGGGUGGUCAAGGUGUACAAGAACGGUGAGUCUGCGGGCCAGGUCCAUUUCGACAGCGAGGACAACCACUGCGUUCAGUUGAAAUUGGACGGGGGCAAGACCCAGUUUUUUGAGUCGCAGCACGACGACGACCCCCGCGAUUCGCGGGACUUCGAGGCGCACAGCCAGUUGGUGAAGGAUAUUUCCAACGUCCUAAUCGAGAACCAUCUCAACUGUGGCAGUGCGGAUCUCGAUUGGGUGUCGGUGCGCCUCAAGGCGAUGUUGUUGCCGAAUAAGGCGCCCCCGGGGCAGCCGCAGCACCCGCAUUUCCUUUGCGGAGACGACAAGGUGACCUGGGAGCACGUCGGGGGCGACCCCGCCAACGUGCAGGACGUUGAGAAGUUGCUCAAGAACCUGAAGGACCCUUACACGGACGAGCGCAGGAAACCCGACGUGGUGGUGAUCUUGUCCACGCAGGGGCUGCCGGAAGCGGACGAAAUACCCCAGAGCUGCCAAGAGAAGCGCAUGCUCGUGAUCAUGCUGCAGCUGCGCCACCUUCUCAACAAGAUCUGGCAGAAGGAGGGGAACGGCGUGCACGUGGUGGUCGAAAACUCAUUGGAUCAGACCGCGGAAUUGGCCCUCGGCCCACCUGGAGGCGAUGACAAGGACAACCCCGGGGUGGCGGCGGACUUUUUGAACAGCCAGGCGAUACAGGCGCGUGCCCUGGUUCAGGCGUUGGCCAACCCAGACAUCCACAGCUGCGUCUCCGAGCUCUGGGACGAGCAGUACCUGCCCAGAUGGAUCUUCGACGUUCGACGCGACGCCGGGGAGCCGAUGCCGAGCUACAGUAGCAGAGAUGACGAGGCCUAUCUCGAUGAGAAGAUCGAGCUCGAGGGCCCCGAGGAUGCCGCUGAGAAGGCCGGGGAGCUGAAUUACAAGCUCCGGGUGUUUGUCAAGACGGGUCUCGAGGAGAUCCCAGGCGAAGACGAUGACGAGGUCGGGGACGGCUACGGAUACUGCGGCGAGCCGGGGGCCUCCUAUGACACCCAGCCUGGGGAGGACACCGAGGAUCUCGAGGAGCCUUUCUACAGCGCCCAGGAGAUCGAGGAGGCGGAGACGGCCGUCGCCGCGGAGCAGAGCGAGCUGGAGCUGGCACCUCGCCAGGUGACCGCGCCCAUCUGGGCGACCUGGGAGCAGGGCGAAGAGUGGAUGCUGAUGAUUGUGAAGCAGUCCGCCUCCAAGGGUUUCGGCAUCCUGGACAUUGGCGCCACCUCCAACAUCGUGGGCAUUGAGGCUGUCAAGAAGCUACGGGGCAUAAUCUACGAACAGACGGGCGACAACACCAAGAUGGACGUCAACCAGAAGUCGACCUGCAUCUUUGGCGACGGCAGCUCCAGGACCUGCUCCGGCCGCGCGACCUUUCCCCUGGAGAUCGCCGGUGUGGACGGCGAGCUCGAGAUCAACAUGCUCGACGCGGAUGCACCGCUUUGGCUGCUGCGGUACUGGAGGGGAAAGGUGAUAGCGAGCAGCCGAUCGAUUGCGAACUCCCAGAUGCCCCUGCAGCCCCUGCAUAUGACCCCCAGAAGCUUGCCGAUGAGGCCCUUGCCAGAGCAGCCUCGCAGGGCCUAA